AUACUCACUUCUGAUCGCACUUCAUUUGUUUUAUCUUUCCGUAUGUCUUGUCAGCUGACUGAUACUGGUAGUGGGUUAAUGUGCUUUUGAUUUUGUUAAAUUACGGUUGAAAAUGUCUAACAAAGAUCGACUGCCUAUAUUUCCUUCAAGAGGAGCGCAGAUGCUUAUGAAAGCAAGAUUGAAGGGAGCUCAGAAGGGUCACAGUUUACUGAAGAAGAAAGCAGAUGCUUUACAGAUGAGGUUUCGUAUGAUACUCGGGAAGAUUAUUGAGACUAAAACCCUCAUGGGCGAAGUGAUGAAAGAAGCAGCGUUCUCACUUGCGGAAGCCAAGUUCGCUACGGGUGACUUCAAUCAAGUUGUCCUUCAGAACGUGACGAAAGCACAGUUCAAGGUUCGCACCAAGAGAGACAACGUAGCAGGCGUGACGCUGCCGGUGUUCGAGAGCUACCAGGAUGGCACUGACACGUACGAGCUGGCGGGCCUGGCCCGCGGCGGCCAGCAGCUCACCAAGCUCAAGAAGAACUACCAGAGCGCCGUGAAGCUGCUGGUGGAGCUGGCGUCGCUGCAGACGUCCUUCGUCACCCUAGACGAGGUCAUCAAGAUCACCAACCGCAGGGUCAAUGCCAUCGAGCACGUGAUUAUACCUCGUAUUGAGAGCACUUUGUCGUAUAUCAUCUCCGAGUUGGAUGAACUGGAGCGAGAGGAGUUUUUCAGGCUGAAGAAGAUACAGGACAAGAAGCGUAUCGCUCGCAAGAAGGCAGAGGCUAUAGCGGACGAGCUGAAAGCACUCGCCCUGGCGGAAGGCAAGCCAGUUAACGACUACGCACAAACCAUCCUUGAUGAGGGUGACGAAGACAUUCUCUUCUAGACCUGGCGCGCUAGGCAUCGCGCGUCCGCAAGUGGAACAACCAUCCGUAGUUUUUGGUAGUCGACAAAAAAAAAAAUUUCUUCCUUCUUGGUGGCAUUGUACUUGGCAAUCGGUGCAGAGUGAAAGACUGUGUUGGCUACCAGCUGUUUAUUCUUCAGAUUUGCUCCAGGUAGCACUGCCAGCUCUUUGAUAUUGUUCGUUUGUUCGUGUAGUUUGGCCAUGAGAUUUGUUUUGAUACUUCGGUAUUGGAAAUAGCAAUUGACCCACAGCUGUACAAGAUUACGGAUUCGCACGGCUGUAAAUGGCAUUGGUGUGGGUUAUGAUGGAAGAAGAUUUGUGUUCCCUGUAUUGGUUGUGCAUUUCCGGAUAACUUUGAUUAAACCUAAAUGGUUUAGUUUGGUAAAUGGUUUUGUCCUAUUAUAGCAACUUAUAAUUGCCUAGAAAAGAAUGUGUGAGUAAAACCAAACUGGUACAUUCAUACAAUCUUAUCAACUUUCUAAAUUGUUCUGAAAUUGAAUAUAGUGUUUGUGAUUGUCCUACCUGGUGAAUAGUUGUUGAGCUGAAAGGAUCUUAUCACUGUCACAUAAAUAAUGGAUAAUUCAUAAAAAUAUUUAAUUAUUAUAAAGUAUGAAUUGCUUAUGCUAAAAAAAUAAAUUCUGUCUGUUUUAGUGUGUUUGCAUUGAAGGGAUGCAGUGAGAACUCAUCUGGGUAAUUGUACUUACCAGAAAAUAUAGUUAAAACUUGAAAGUUUUGUUAUUUACUCUGCCCCAUUCAGGAACAUCAAAAUAGUAACAACUUAGAAUAUGGCGUGUAUUUCCAUCAUUUCUGGAUCAGCUGCACCUUUACACUACAGUUGAUAAUGGAUUCUGAAUCCAAUGUACUGACCAGAAAAGGUUUUAAAGUUUUUUUUAAUAAAAUAGUGUGCUGAUAACAAUGACAGUCCUGAAACGUGAAGUUAAUUCUCAUUGUGGCUUUUUAGUUGUAAUUUUGUAUAAUGUACAAUUUGGAACUUAUCACAACUAACCGAGUAUUAGAAACAAAACACAGUGAUCUUAAGCAAAAUUUCAGAUGCAUUUCUGUGGCACUGCAGGAACAAUAUAUUUAUGUACUAUCUUGAAAUAAUUGUGUGCUAUGUACAGGUGUUUAAAUAAAAUUGGCUUUUUAAAAAUUUUGCAUGAACAAGACAACACUUGCCAACAUCAUAAUAUAUAUGCUUUUUUUUUAAAUUUGUGACUGCGUACAUUCCAGAAUUUUAUCCUUAUAAUUUUUUUGUUUGCAAUAUAUGUAUGUAGUUGCACAUCACAUACCCAUAAGUUAAAAUUGAUUAGUAUUUUUUGGUAGCUGUGCAUCUGAUUGUGCGAUGUUGAUAUGUUUUUAUUACUUGUUCACACAGCAUAGUAUUACUAUUAAAAAUGCAGCUAUGUAUUUUGUUUCAGAUGUUUACUUUAGAAAGAAUUUCCAUGAAGCUCUCCUCAAAAAUCAUGUGGAAAGCAAAUAGAAAAAUGUUACAACAAUAAAAAUACUUUUUGUGUUUUAAGUGUACAAUAAAUUUGUAAAUAGUGUGAAAAAUAAAAUGGAUAUACAACAAAAA
This is a messenger RNA of Bacillus rossius redtenbacheri, 2459 nucleotides long. RefSeq names its product V-type proton ATPase subunit D 1-like. The record is from RefSeq and is a predicted model, not a curated record. Bases 113 to 868 code for a protein of 251 amino acids. The transcript has 6 exons. Lineage: Eukaryota; Metazoa; Arthropoda; Insecta; Phasmatodea; Bacillidae. Gene Ontology annotation, molecular function: proton-transporting ATPase activity, rotational mechanism. Gene Ontology annotation, cellular component: proton-transporting V-type ATPase complex.